CAAAUAUCGCUAUCGAAACAGUAAAAACAACUAGAGCAGUGUCGGGACUUUUUUCUCUUACACGGUCAGGUAGGUAUAUUUUGGCUUUAUUUUUAAUGUAAUUUAAGGUUGGCAGUCAAACACUGUUGAAAGUGCUGUUGGUGUCAGGUGUAGCAGGUGACUGCUCGUCCAGGUAAAGUAGCCUAAAUAACACGCUACGCUUCCAAUAGCAUAGGCCUAAGCAGUGAAGCCUAGAUAUGAUAAAAUAUGCAGUUAAUAAAAAGGUGCCGUGCAGACAGACCUAACGUUGAAAAAAGCUCAAUUUUAAAUAGCAAGGAGUCGGUAACUAGGCUGAUGCGGAAGCAGCAGACUGCUAUCAGCAAAUCACGGUGCUCCAUUUUUUAUUUUAUUUUUUCACUGUGAUUAAGUUCAGACGAUCCGUUUUUCAAGCACGUAAAUGCGGAUAACACCCAGGACAGAGAUGAUGUAAAAUAACAUUUUACCAAACCAAGCCGUCAGCAGCAGCGCUGGGAUCAGCUGACGAUCAGCUGAUCCGCUCAGCUGACUGCUCAGCUGAUACACUCGCAGAUGAUUGCUGCUCUCAGAUCGGCUAAUCUAUUUCAGUCGUCGUGACAUCUACGUGUUGCCGUGAAACUCUAAUUUACCGAGAAAAGUAUUUAGUACAAAAGUAUUUUGAAACUGGGAAAGCCCCGUGAUUGCGUGACCUUUCCGGAUAUUUCGUCAUAUCAUGUUUGCAUGACCAGUGAAACCUUUCCCAGCAUAAUGAAUGUGAGGAGAGUGGAGAAGACAGUUCUGAGUGUGGAACAGUCAGAGGGAGUCGGUGCUCGUGUCCGCAGGAGCAUCGGUAGAAAGGAGCUGAGAAACCUGGAUCCCUUCCUGAUGUUGGAUGAGUUUAGAGUGAGCAAGCCGGCAGGAUUUCCAGACCAUCCUCACAGAGGAUUUGAGACAGUAACAUAUGUUUUAGAGGGGAUCACGGCCCAUGAAGACUUCUGUGGCCAUUCAGGACUACUGAAACCUGGAGAUCUGCAGUGGAUGACUGCGGGACGGGGGGUGGUUCAUGCUGAGAUGCCCGCAUCAGAGGAGCCGGUGGUGGGCUUACAGCUGUGGGUGAAUCUGCCAGGACGAGACAAGAUGGUGGAACCAGCGUACCAGGAGCUUAAAGGCUCAGAGAUCCCCAAACCCAGCCAGGGAGGAGUUACAGUUGCUGUGAUAUCUGGAGAGGCUCUGGGAGCAAAGUCUAAGGUCUUCACAAGGACCCCGACCAUCUACUUGGACUUCAAACUGCAGGCAGGGGCCCUGCAUGUGCAGCAAGUCCCCUCAGGAUGGACUACAUUCAUCUACACACUAUCCGGAUCCAUUCAUGUCGGCCCAGAUGAGGAGCAGCAGAAGGUAGAGCCCCAUCAUACUGUGGUGUUUGGAGAUGGAGACUGUGUCAAAGUUGAAAACAAGAGCUCUGAGGUUUCCCAUUUUGUGCUGAUUGCUGGAGAGCCAAUCAAAGAGCCUGUGGUACAACACGGUCCAUUUGUAAUGACCACAGAAGAAGAGAUCAGAGAGGCUGUAAGGGACUAUCAGACUGGCAAAAAUGGCUUUGAAAGGGCCGAAAACUGGAGGUCCAAGAUCAGAAACUCUUUCUGAACAUUAUGUAUUGUACUCCGUCUGUCUGUCCGUGGUGAAUAUAUUUACCUUACUUGUUUGCUACUAUAGAAGGAUUUACAGUUACUCAUCUGGGAGACGAUUUUAUCCAAAGCAACUUACAUUUGAGGAACAACACACAAGCAUCAAUCAAUCAGUGCAGUAAGCGAACUACGAGUGACAAAAAAAAUAGUAAGAGCAGGAAUAAAUGAUAGCACAACAUGGAAGUAAGAAAUGAAAAUGAGUGCAGCAGGAGUAUAAGUACUCUGAUUGCCCUCCGGAUUAACAAGACAAAAGGGUGGUUUCAGUGGGUGGGUCAGAGACACACACCCAGUUGUUUGUGAUUGCUCAGCUGGCCUUCAGUUUCUAGUAAAUUGCUCAGUAAAGUGCAAAGUGAUAGCACAACAGGAAGUAAGAAAUGAAAAUAGAGUAAAUAUUACCUUGUUGCUACAGUCUCUUAUUCGCCCAAGGGUGCUUGUUUUGAUGUUUAAAAAUGAGUAUUGGGUAUAGUGGGUAUUUAUUUUCAGGAUAUGUUCUGUAUGUGUUUACAGAAAAUUUAGUACUUUUCAGUGUCUUUUUUUAACUUGUUACGUGUCCAAGUGCUUCAUGCGGGAGUGGACAACAUGCUCCAUUGUUAGCAGUAUAGUAGUUUACCCUCUCUUCCUCGUAAAAUAUAGAUUUUUAGGGAAAAUAUGCUUCUAAUUGCUCUCCACUCCCCUUGUUAAAUUUAAGCUUUAUUACAUUUUCCUUUUGCUGUUUGACAUAACACUUUAACAGAGCUGUUAGGAAAUGUUGAAGUAUGAAUGUUUUAAAAAUGUUUUGAUGUUUUACCACAGGAUAUGCUAAAGAAACAUUAACCUAAUUAAUCAUUAUGAUAUGACCUCUGUAACCAAAAACCUUUCCAGACCACAUUAAAAUA
Messenger RNA from Micropterus dolomieu (smallmouth bass), 2551 nucleotides. RefSeq names its product pirin (gene pir). The transcript has 10 exons. Gene Ontology annotation, biological process: monocyte differentiation. Gene Ontology annotation, cellular component: nucleus. The record is from RefSeq and is a predicted model, not a curated record. Bases 736 to 1635 code for a protein of 299 amino acids. Gene Ontology annotation, molecular function: quercetin 2,3-dioxygenase activity. NCBI's taxonomy places the organism in Eukaryota, Metazoa, Chordata, Actinopteri, Centrarchiformes, Centrarchidae.